UGCGCCCCCUCGAGCUCUACUGAUGUUUUGUGAGAGGAUGGCAGUGCACGAGCGCGAAAUUCCACUUCUGACCAUUCCAGAUGCAGCAGCAGUCACAAACUGCCUCUCAUCUGUUUGGGGUUUGGGACACCAGUUACUCCUGCAUGCUGGCAUCGGCAAGAGGAUAUAUGAGCACACAGCAGGCAAAGGUUAUACAGCAAGUGUCUUGCCUAGCCCACCCAGGCUGCAUUGGGUCCAGUGGCAAAUGGAUAUGCACAAACCGAUAGCGAGAAAGUUAGUCACCCAGUCACACGAUGUGUUUGUGGCUCUUCAGAAGCAUGGUCCAGAGUCGACAGGUGCCGUCAGAAAACCACAACUCGUCAAGUACAGCCGUCGUUACCGCGCCUUCAUGGGGGAGUGCGUCCAGGACUUGCGCAAAGCUGCAGAAGAUCCCAAUCUGUCCCGUGAGGACUGCGAGAGCUACGCAGCACAGAGCGAGUUGCUGCAGACCAUGGGCCUCAUCUGGAGCCUCUGCGAGAUCCUCUUUGUGGAGACGCUUCCAGGUGGUGUGGUGCUGCAGCAGCUACAAGACUGGUUGAAGCUUCACUUCACGGAGGGCGAUCGUCUGGCCAGGGAGGUGUUAGAGUCAGAGGACCUCCUCAUCAAUGACAAGUACUGGAGGGCUGUGUACAUCUACGUGAUGCAGGGCAGAUUGGCAGAGGCAAGACAUCUCCUGUCCCUACACGUACAGCAACAGCAAGACACCCUCCAUGUCUUUGCCCGCAUGGACAAGCUGAUGCGGGACAUGCCCGUCUUUGGCGCCUCCAGCCGCCAGUCCCUGGCAGAGUUUGACCUGCGGUGGCGCCAUUGGCAGGACCAGUGCAGGCAAUGCCUGGAGGACAACACAUUCAUCUCCUACUCCCACCUGCAUGCAAUAUGCAAGAUACUGUCUGGGGACCUGUCUGUGUUGUCUGAGCAGGGAGAUGUGAUUGCAAGCUGGUAUCAGAUGCUGGUCACCAAACUUUUGUACUGCAACCCGACAGUCAGGGCACUAGACCUGCAGCACCACGCAAAGGCCUGCAUUGACGAGUUGGGUGGUUCGUCCAGGAUGAAUGCAGUGGACAACAUCUUGAUGGCGGCCUUCGAGUUUGACGUUCAUCAAGUCAUCAAAGCUAGCAGCGCCACCAUGAGUAACUGGUGGUUUGUGGCCCACCUGGCCGACCUGUUGCAUCACUGCGGCAAGCUGGACUCCCACCAACUCAAUUUUGGUUCCAACCUGAGAGAGUUCCUCCUUCUGGAGUAUGCCUCCACCUUAAUGUCUCACAACAGCCUUUGGCAGGUUGUUGCUGGCUACUUAGACCAUUGUCCAGAAUUUGGGAGGCAUUACCUGGAGCUUUUCAUUGAGAGGGUCCCGCUGCAGUCAGAAAGGAAAGCCACGAAGGUGCUGAGAGUGUGUGAAGAACGGGAAAUGACUGAACAAGUGAGGAGCAUAUGCAAGGUCCUUGGGAUGCGAGCCCUCCAACAGGGCCAGCUGGGCUCCGCCCUGUCCUGGUGCAUCCGCUCCAAGGAUGCAGCCUUUGCCACGUUCCUCUCGGAUCGGUUCCUGGCCGAAUACAGCCUUGGAGGUGGCUUCUCCAACCUGGACCUGAUCGACAACUUGGGGGCUGCCAUGCUGCUCAGCGAUCGACUUACCUUCCUUGGGAAGUACCGAGAGUUCCACAAGCUGUACGAGAGAGGGGAAUUCCAGGAGGCAGCCAGUCUCCUACUAUCCCUGCUGACUGCCAAAUUGGCUCCAAAGAGCUUCUGGCUAAUUCUCCUGACUGACGUUCUCCCCCUGCUGGAAUUGGAAGAGCUGAUCUUCAGCAGCCAGCAGACGUACGAGUUGCUGCACUGCCUCCACGAGUUGACCCAGUGGUUUGCUUCUGAGGACUACUUGAGAUCGGAAGCUGCCACCCGCAAAACCAAGGGGCAACAAGAGCUUGAGACCGAAAAACUCGAGCUCCUCAAACUGGCCUUGGCAAGGAACCUGGCCCGAGCUAUUCAGGAAGAGGUUAUCAUUAGUUGAAAAAAAAUCACCAAUCACAUCACACCUACUAUGGGCCAUAAGGCUAAGUGGCAAUGGACAAGCAACCUGAUUUGUCAAAGUGCUACAAGCAGGGUAGUCGUGAGCCAACUGACUUUCAGAAUCCACCACUUCAGUCUAACCCCACUUUGAAAUGAUUGAUGGAGACUAACGAGAUGCCAUUAUUGGUCAGUUGGACCUUGGCCCUUUCACCAUGAACCAAUCAGAUGUGCAGAACCAUUGGAGGAUGAAUGGAAAUCAACAGGCAAGGUUAUUUAGAAGAGUGGUCUUGGUGUGUGCGAAGUCAGUCACAGUUGCUGUGUAUGUUGUGUAUAGGAGCACUGUAAUUUCUGUGUUGUUUCUUUGUCCUUCACUGACUAUAUGAAGUGUCAUAUCAUGCCAGAACUUGUCAGAAAAAAAUUUUUCACAAGUUUGCACAGGUGGUACAUGAACCCAUGACAUUGUGCUUACUAUGGGCCUCAAGCUGGACCAAGAGAAGACGCUAUUUCCUCAGCAAUGGAGGCUCCUUUGGUACUAAUUUGGUAUCGCUGAUUCACGAACAACUAGGAAGCAUAAGCGUUGCAGUCACUCCCAACCAAUAUGGCUCUAUUCUACCGAUAAGGAGGGGGGCUUCUACUUGAGCCGGAUAGUUCAGAGAUCCUAUAGAUGGAUCCCAAUACGACGCUUUGAGUAUCGAUCUGUGUACUUCCGCGUUUGAAAACGAGGCUGUAUGUGUCAGCUUCAA
This is a messenger RNA of Acanthaster planci (crown-of-thorns starfish), 2786 nucleotides long. Its product is annotated as nuclear pore complex protein Nup85-like. Gene Ontology annotation, cellular component: nuclear pore outer ring. The record is from RefSeq and is a predicted model, not a curated record. Gene Ontology annotation, biological process: mRNA export from nucleus; protein import into nucleus; positive regulation of DNA-templated transcription. Gene Ontology annotation, molecular function: structural constituent of nuclear pore. NCBI's taxonomy places the organism in Eukaryota, Metazoa, Echinodermata, Asteroidea, Valvatida, Acanthasteridae.